This is a messenger RNA of Nipponia nippon (crested ibis), 798 nucleotides long. NCBI's taxonomy places the organism in Eukaryota, Metazoa, Chordata, Aves, Pelecaniformes, Threskiornithidae. The record is from RefSeq and is a predicted model, not a curated record.
AUGCCGACGGCGGUGCCGUAUCGCGUGGGGCAGCUCUACACCAUCAGCAAGCACAGUCACCAGGAGAGCGAGAAGGGCGAGGGCGUGGAGGUGGUGAAGAACGAACCCCACGAGGACCCUGUCCACGGCCCCGGCCAGUUCACCGAGAAGCGCGUCCACCUCUCCAGCAAACUGCCGAGCUGGGCGCGGGCAGUGACCCCCCGCAUCUUCUACAUCACGGAGAAGGCCUGGAACUACUACCCCUACACCAUCACCGAGUACACGUGCUCCUUCCUGCCCAAGUUCUCCAUCUACAUCGAGACCAAGUACGAGGACAACUGCGGGGACAGCGAGAACAUCUUCCACAGCGAUAAAAUCCUGGGCGACCACGAGGUCUCCUUCCUGGACAUCGCCUUUGACGAGAUCCCCGAGCGUUACUACCGCAGCCUGGAGCCGCGCGCCGGCCGCCGGCCGCACGCGGACACGGGGACGGGAGCCCCGGGUAUGGCGAUGGCCGGCAGCGGGGGCCGGCAGCGGGCGCGGGGCCGUCGCGGGAUGACAAUGGAGGAGGUGCGGUGCUACGAGCGGGAGACGCAGGAGGCCACCAACGAGCUCAUCGGCCUGGUGGCACCCACCAUCGCGGUCAGCGAGGUGGGGCAGCCCACGGCCACGCACUCGGCCCCCGCCAGCGCCCCCUCCACCCCCCUCAGCGACGAGGCCCCCGAUUUCCUCGCUCCCCCCAAGACUCGCCCACGCAAGAAGUCAGCGCCGGAGACCCUGACGCUGCCCGCACUGCGGGAACGUGCCGGUGCCGAGUGA